This is a messenger RNA of Anastrepha ludens (Mexican fruit fly), 1295 nucleotides long. Its product is annotated as acyl-coenzyme A diphosphatase NUDT19-like. The coding region runs from base 216 to 1283 and encodes 355 amino acids. Gene Ontology annotation, molecular function: hydrolase activity, acting on acid anhydrides, in phosphorus-containing anhydrides. Lineage: Eukaryota; Metazoa; Arthropoda; Insecta; Diptera; Tephritidae. The transcript has 5 exons. The record is from RefSeq and is a predicted model, not a curated record. Gene Ontology annotation, cellular component: mitochondrion.
UACAAACAAAAUAUAAUUGCAUUUACCUUAAAUGUGUUUUGUUUAGUUUUUGAAGCACAACUUAACCUAAACCCCAAAAAAAAAAAAAAAGAAGCACAAUUUUAAAUAGUCGGAAGUGAAAAAUAAACUGUAUUUAAUAAUAAUUUAGUUUGUUUGAAUAUAUAUUAAGCAUGUAUACAUGUCUUCUGUUGGAACUCUGAAUAAAAGUGUAGGGUAUGGAGGAAGAUUGCCCGCAGUAUAAAUAUCGACCUUCGGCCACUGUAAUACUUGCGAUUGAUAAAAACGAUUUGCUUUCCAAACACAAUUAUGAGAUUCUACUUUUUGAACGCACUACGCAUACGGCUUUUACGCCUGGGCACUGCGUUUUUCCUGGAGGCACUUUCGAAGAAGCAUCAGAUGAAAGCCAAGAAUGGUUGGAUUAUUUUAAAAAUUAUGGCAUAAACCCAAAUCUACUGGAUAGUUUAAUUGUUCAAUAUUCCUGCAUUAAAAGAUCAAAUCCUCUUCUAACGAGCGGAAAAAAUUUGUCACGCGAUAUUUCAUUGCGAAUAACCGCCUUGCGCGAGACAUUUGAAGAAGUUGGAAUUUUAUUAUUUCGAGAUCAUGAAACUCUCAAGAAGCUUACUUCGACGCCUGCUUUUGGGGAAGAUUACAAUAGUCUGAACUUUGAUCGUGCUAAGUGGCAGAAUGCAGUCCAUAAUGAUGCAAAACAGUUCCUGUACUUAUGUCAGUCUCUUCAAAUAGUUCCGGACUUAUGGUGCCUGUACGAAUGGUCAUUAUGGCGCUCACCACUGGAAGCAACAAAAAGAUAUGAUACCGUAUUUUACUUCGCAAGUCUUGCACAGAGACCAAAAUUAUUACCGGAACGCACUGAAGUCAAAGUGGCUAUGUGGCAAACGGCAUCAGAAUUCUUGGAACUCUAUAAACAGCACAAAAUAUGGUUACCCCCUCCUCAAGUAUAUGAACUUUUGCGACUUUCAAAUAUUAAAAGUUUACAAAACUUGACAAAUUUCGCUUGCGUAAGAAGUAAACAAGGUACAAAUCUACUUACACCGGUUUAUUACAAGUGCUUGGACGCUGUGAUUUUAGCUUUGCCUGGUGACGAAAUGUACCCCACCAAUCCCAAUAAACCAAUGAAAGUAAUUGAUUGUAGCAGUAAACAGCUAUUAAAUAUGACAAAACAGCUCCAUCGAUUAGUUCUUUUCGACGUAUAUAACGGAAUAGUUCAAAAAAAUAUUUUCGCAACAGACGGUCAUUUAAGUUUUUUUACAAAAAAUAAACUUUAGUAUAUAGAUAUA